Messenger RNA from Plasmodium inui San Antonio 1, 16305 nucleotides. RefSeq lists its product as hypothetical. The transcript has 2 exons. The coding region runs from base 1 to 16305 and encodes 5434 amino acids. The record is from RefSeq and is a predicted model, not a curated record. NCBI's taxonomy places the organism in Eukaryota, Apicomplexa, Aconoidasida, Haemosporida, Plasmodiidae.
AUGGCGCUUCUACUGCAUCUUUUGGAGUACCUCCUAGACAGACUCGGAGUUAAAAAAUACAUUAAGGGGAUGAAGCAUAUCUGCAUGAACAGCAUUAAGCAUUUCAUUUUGGAAGAAUUAGAAGUGACCCCCUUCACAGUUAGGCUACCUCAUGGCAUGGUGAGAUACACAGAACGGGAAAAAUCAAAUAGGGAGAGCAAGACACACAGAGGGAAAGGCUUCCUAACGAGGAAGAAGCAACACCGUAAAGAGAAGGGAUCCUUCGGUGAGUAUUUGGCUUACCUGGAUUCUCUCAGCGACAGGAAGCACCAACUGAGCUUUGACAUUUGCUACGUGGGUAAAGUGGAGGUGGACUGGGGCAUCCCCUCGAGCAGGGCCGGAAGUAGGAGCGGAAUGAGAAGCGGAAUCGGCAACAGAAGAAGCAUUGGAAGUAGGAGCGGAAGCAGAACUGGCGAUGUGCGUGAUUCAGGCUUCUACAUUGGUCUGACCGCACAGGUGGAAAACGUCUUCGUGAGUGUGAAGUUGGAGGAACAGGGCGCCCACGCAGGCCAGCCGGAGAGAGGACGAGAGGGGGAUGGCGGAACGACGGGCGGAACGAUGAGCGACACGGUUGGAGACACCAUGGGCAGAGCUAAAAACGAAUGUGAACGUAGCAGCACUCCGGAUAGAAGCGACGCCGCGGAGAUUAGCAGGAGCCUCCCCCUCGUCGCUCUCCUCCUCGCCAUUGUUUUCCUCAACGUCGUGAAGACGAUGCUGUACAGCAUGGUCUGCUCCUUCCUCAAGUACAUCACACAUAACUUCAUAAAAGGGAGUCUCCUCCGGAUUUUCAAAAAAAUCCUUUGCAAAAUAGCCACCAAAUACAUCCUCUCCCUUGACAUAAAAAACGUGAAUGUCAUUUUCGAAGAUACACUAUUGAAUGGGAAGAAAAAGAUCUUCCUUUCUCUACACAUCAGUGAACUUCACGCGGACAAUUGUAGCUUUAUCCUAAGCAGGGAGAAAGAGGAAAGCAACGUGAUGGAAGUGAAACUGAAUGGAAACAUCAUGACAAAUGGGAAGAAGAUUCUUUACACCCAUGAGGGGGACACCCAGCACAGCAAUUCCUACCUGGACCUAUUCAGAGUUACCAUAAGAGAGCUCAGCGUUUAUCAAGAUGGAAGAAGUCAACACAUCAGUAGGAGCGACAUAUGUGCGGACAAAUUUAAGUACAAGUUCUUUUUCUUUUAUAACAUGAAGGUAACACAUCAGAGGGAGUGCCUCCUGAAGGAGACCAACCUGCUCUGUGAUGUUUCCAAGGACAGGACUAGCCAGAGUUACCUCCUCAGCGUCGUCACCCCGAGCGUUAAACUUGCCCUUUCGAAUGAUACGGUAUACACUUUGUAUUUGUUUCUGUAUAAAUACGUGUGCAUUGCGGGAGGGAAUUGCUUCCAUUCGGAGGGGAGGCGAAUGGAGCGGACGCGAACGAGGCUGGGGUCACGCCAGAAGGAGGUCACCUCAGUGCAGAAGAACUUUCGUCGUAAGCAUCGAAGAGGAAGUGCCCCCAUUUUCGGAGGGACGAAACUGCUCGAGGUGAACUUCCACAUGGAACAGUUCAAAGUGGAUUAUGCGUACAGUGGGGGGGAUGACUCCCUUUGCUGUUUCUGCAGGAACGUGGAUCUUUUUUUGGCGCUAAAGGAGAGUCGGGUUCCAUUGCUGGCUGCGUGUCGGGCGCGUCGGGCGUGUCGCGGUACAACACAGGAAGGAUCGGUGAAAACUCUCAUACUGCAGAACGUGACCUUCUCGAUGGAUUCCUUUUCCGUCACGGAGUCCUACUCGAGUCUGUCCCUUAUCGUGAGUAAAGUCAAGGAGGAUCUGCUUCGCUUCAACACAAAAAAAAGUUAUGCGUUCAAGAAGGUCAUUUAUAACGGCCUACUGGGCGCCACGUGCGCAGAGUACGCCAAUGUGACCGCCGCUCUAGCGGGGCGAUACUACGUCUGCAGUGCGUCACCAAGGGGGAAGAACAGACACUGCCUCAUCGCACAGGUGCAUAGGAAGUGCGAACGAGGGGAGAGCGGACCAAGCCAAUACAGCAUAGGCAUACAGAUUGAGUGCAUCAAUCUGGUCGUCAGUCGGUUCGACAGGUUCUGCGUGCUGAUAGGCGGUCUCCUUGAGCGGGACCUCUUUGUGUUGCAUCACCAUUUGGGGGUCAGCGGUGGGAAGAAGCCACCUCAUAAUCCGGACAUUAGCAGUGGGAACAGUUUGAAGCCACACAGUAGCAAUGCGCAGAGUAGAAAUGGGAACAGUACCAAUCGGACGAGUAGCAGCAGACGGGGGUGCUCCCGCCCAUCGCUCCUUCACAUAAACACGCAGAUUAAACGCAUCAAAGUGGAACUAACGAAGCUGCGCGCGCCCACGCUGUUCCUUUGCUUUGACCAUACCCUCCUACACUUCACAAAUAAAAACAUCAUGCAUGUAAGGAAGAAGCCAAUGCGGAAGUUGCAGACAAGUCGAGAUGCUCUCCUAACGAAAGGAUUAAAGACAAGGGGGAAAUCAACCCACAAUCAUGUCAAUAUAACCUACAGAAUAGCAAAUAUAUAUGCCUAUGUAAAACAUGAAAGAAGCACACACAUUUUGGUCUUCCCAUUUUCUUUGUUCUUCACUCUGGAUAGGACCAAAAUGUAUAGACUUCACAUUUCGAUCAUUUCGCUAGUCGUCGAGCUGAACAGCAGCGUUUUGAAUUUAUUAAGAAGAUUAUUCUGGGACGAGGAGGAUUAUGCGCAGAGGGGGAGAGGCAAUAUGAACGGUAGUAACAGCGCAGCUGUGUACUUCACAUCGGAGGAGUUUCCCUGGGAAUAUUUCCCACCGAAAACAAUUCUGCUGCGUUACCCCCAUGGAAGCGAUAAAAGUGAAGCCAUACCAACAAUGAUAAUCCAUCCAAAGGAGGCCGCUAUACCGAUGCAGGCAGAACUGAACUUCCUCUUCGGGGCACUGGAAGUCUUUUUCGACAAUGACCAAGUGGCGAAUCAGACGAAUGAGGAAGACGCUUAUGUAACCUCCUCCUUCAGCGUUACAUACGUAUUAAAUUUUUUUAUUAACAUGAAGGUAAAAUUUGCCUGCCGUCAUGUGAACCUCUUCCUCUUCCUAUGCAAGGAGGACACACCCAAUGGGAAGAAGCGGAAGAAGAAGAGGAAGAAAAAAAAAAUAUCGAAUGUGCUCACUUUUUUCCAAUCGGAUGAAGCGAGGUCGAACCGAUUGGACAAGUCGAAAGGCACAGAGAGGUACAUCGAAGCAUUUCACGUUAAGUUCAAAUCGGAGAGGACCAUUUUUCAUUUUCUCGCCACGAAGAAGAAAAAUGCCUACCUCCUUAAGAACAAAUUGUACAUAGGCGAUUUCGCCUCAUUUUGUGAUUUUAAUAUCCGUUCUGUUCCUUUUCGUUUCGAGUCCCUUAGGGGGGUGAGGGUGUACUCGCUUGCUGACCCCGGGGGCGAAAGGAACAUUGUAAGGCUGAGGCCGUGUGAUGGGUGCAUCCCGGGGGACGUUGCGAAGUUUCUAAGAAGGGAAGAAAGCGAAGGAAGUUACACUAGAGGGGCCUACCCGAGCUAUCGCUCUAAGCAGAAUUGCCGCUCCCCCGCGCUCUCCCUAAGACACCAGUGUCAUCUGACCCACUCAGGGGAGCUUAAAAAACACGGCGUGAAAAACAGGCACAUAAUUGCAUUUUACCUGGAGAGGCUGGACCUGUACGUCCACGACUUCUUCCUGAACGUGGCGUAUUACGCGUACGUGCGUCUUGGGGCAAUGCAGGGGGGGAAAGCUGAUCAUGGAGGAACAAAUCAUCUCAUAAAACGCUCGCUCAGAAAUGUCUUCCCGUCCGAAUCGCACCUUCUUCAGCUACGAAGGAACAACAACACAUUCUACAGAUCUGUUACGAAGAAAAUGUUAAGAGUGAUCCUCUAUUUCAUCGCGAAGAGGAUUACUUGCUCGUUUCUUUUUAUGGACAAGAGGGACAUGGUCGGGGAGCAGCGACUCUCCCUCGGUGCAGCGAGGAAGCAUUUUAAGAUCGAGACAAAUUGCCUUAUCGUGAAGUUCAGGAGUCACCUUGUGAGCAUCGAAACGGUGAAGGAGUCCAGCGGGCAACAAUGGGGGGAAGUAGUGAAAGAAUUAGCAGACGUGGAAGCGGAAAAGAAUACCUAUGAGAAAGAACAAGCGAUGGGAGCCUCCCCCGGAGGAAAGGCACACCAAAUUCCUCCCAUACAAAGCCACCUUGGGAAAAAAAGAACAUACCAAAAGGGGAAAAGACGACUCGCAAAGAGGUGUGCCACGCGCAGUAGGCACCAUUUCUACGUGUGUAAAUUGGCCUUCCACAUGUUUGUAAAGGAAACCACUGUAAUGAGGUACAUCGUAGUGGAGGCGAACCAGCUGGGAGAAGAAGCAGGUGGUGCGGAGAAGCGGCCCAUUUCCAGGACCCCCAUUACCAGCGCGGCCCCCCUCCCCAUUGCUCCAUGCCGCCACGCAUCGGAACGUAGACUAAUUUCGAGAGAGGCAUCGGGAGAAGCUUCCAGGGAGGUGAACAUCCAGCAGGCAUAUACCCCCCACAGACAGAGUGCUCCCCACGCUAGAACGAACAAACGAAAGAGAAGGAACGUCUUGGUAAAAAUCGAGAGAAUAAAUUUGAUCCUUUCGGACCUACUGAACAUGGUGAUUUAUUUGAACAGUCACAGGGUCAGAGUAUCUUCACAUGUGAGCUUCUUCGAUUCAUUAAAAAGGUACAUUGAAGCCAUUAAGGAGAGCUUCCAGAACCCGUUUUUUAGAACUCAUUUUCCGCUUGACAGAUUGACGAGUGAUAGAUGCGCAGCUGAGGAGGUGAGAGAUUUUAUAAAAAGGGGGAACAAGUAUGAGCGUGGGGGGAGGCUCACCAGGGAUGGAGUGACCGCGGGAGAGGUCUACCCAAUGGAAGAGAACAGAAGAAAGAACAUACCCUUGUGGUAUGAACCGAUUGGAACGCUCUUCCAAGUUCGAAAGGUACACAUUGGUGUAGAUAGGGUCACCUGGAGCUUCACCUACUUUGUACGUCCAUUGGGGGAGGAAGGGAUCACCAAAAGUAGAGGUGCUAACUCUUCAGGUGAAGUAACUAACAGAGGGAAGCUAAAGAUGAGGAGGAAGAAGAAGAAGGAAAAACUUCUAUUGAAAACAGAAAAAGGGACAUUCGUUUUUACUCCUAAUUGGAAAGGAACGACUCAGAGAAGACAAGUCUUAGAAGUGGUUUGUCUCGUGAAGAGUAAACUUCGCGACGUCCACUUGUUUUUGAAAGGGGUAGAUGAUGAGAAGAAGUUUCUCAUUUUUCAGUCUAAUUAUCUGUACCUAGGGAAUCAAGUGAGGUUUGAGCUCCCUGCCAGGAAGGUGCGCAGAAGAGGUGUGUACACGGUUAGGAGGAUCGGAGAUACAGUGCGUAGAAGGGGACGGAGGCGAGCCGAUGGACCAAUCAACUGUGCCCCCGAUGAAUCAGUCAACUGUGCCCUCGAUGGACCUGUCAGCUGUGCCCUCGAUGAAUCAGUCAAGUUUUACCCCCAUAAAUCAUCCAACGUCGCCCCCGAUGGAACAUCCAACUUCGCCCAUCGAACGGAUCACCCAUUCCCGCGUUUGCCUUAUCCUUCCAUAACGUGCUCUCGGCGCAAAGGGAAAGUUCGGCUCCUCUUUAGGAUGUUGAGAUGCCUGAAGAGGAGAAUAAACACCCGCAGGGGUGAUGCGUCCCGUUCUUCGCCAACGCAGGGGGGAUGCGAACCGAACCAAGUGUAUGUAAAGACGGUACUAAAAUCGUACAGCAGUAACGGAGAGAGGGGGGACGAUGGACGUGUAGCGCGUAACUCCUCCCUCAGCGUCCUCCUGAACGAGGGAAAUGUCGUCUCGUUGGUUAAUUUCUAUGCGUGCGUGGUGGAGAUGGGCGCCAAGGCGCAGCGCCUCCUGCGCAAGUACGACGGUGGAAGUGGCGUCGGGAGUGGCAUCGAGAGUCGCAUCAGACAUGGCAUCGCACACGGCAGCCGCGAUGGAAGUGGACGUGACGCACGUGAGAACCCAGAUUGUCGCACAUGGCCCAGGAUGCCAGGCAAGCGACUCGCGCGAAUCAUCCGCACAGUGGAAUCCAAGCACAGAGUGAAGAGGUUGCGAUCCGCAGAAGGGGAGGAUGAGCCUCGGCGAGGUAGCAGACCAGGGAUCGACUCACGAAAUGGCCCCUUUGUGGGGGCGAAGAAGGCAACGCAGAAGAGGGGAAUCGGCUUAUCCGGCAGAGUGAGCAAAUGGGUCAAUCAGAGGAGUGUCCUCCGAAAGCAGCUGAGUGACCAUCCCCCCCCCCUUCCCCUCCUGGAUGCGCUGCUCAAAUCCGUCAGCUUCAAACUAAAGAAUGUUUUUUUCAUGUUCCACACGGGCAGAGAGAACGCCUUCCUGGGGACGUACGUAGGCGGCCUCAAUGGGCAGCUCAAAAGGAAGGGGAGCAGAAGAAGCAAACAAAAGACGACACACAACUUUAGGUACCUACACGAAUUGAAAGAACUGCUCCUAUUCACUAGCAACGACUAUUUUGAUGCAAAGGGGAAGGUGUACUUAUUUGAAAUGUUUAACUCCUUGUCGAGGCGAAAUUACCAGAAUUGUAUGAACAUGUUCAUAUUUUUUUUAAAAAAAAAAAAACUAAAUUUUCAAGUGGGCAAUUUGAAGAGGAGGAUAAAGUGCAUUGAAGGGGUCAGUCCGAUCAGCCAGCAAUGCAGCAUCAGCAACAACAGCAGAAGCAACAACAACAGGGAGGUGUUGCUCAUCAGGAGAAAGUUCCCAACUAAUGGGAGACAAGUUAUCGACCAUGUAAAGAGAAAAGAAGCAGUGUUAAGCAGACGGAAAGGUAGCAUUGUUAUGAGUAAUGACGGGAUAGUCAUUAAAGGGUUAGGACACACACAGGAUAGGAAGCAGGAAGCAAGGGUGCAACUUUCAACGGGAGGGAACACAAAACGAUUUACUCCUCCCCCAACUGAAGUUCCAACCGUUUUGAAGAGAGCACUUACUAAGAGGAGGGACCUACUUAAGGACUACUUCACCAAUGUUACCUGUUACGAAAGGAAGUAUAGGGAGGUGCAGAGGAAGAGUACCAUCCAAUUUGUUAACAGACGUGGAGAUGUCGCUGUUCGAAGCACAGUUCGUUGCAUAUGGAGUGCAUUGGAGUCCAUAGAAGGGAGAGCCAAAAUGAUCGCCAUGAGGAACGAGAUGAACCAAACUGGAAAAAUGACUGUGCAUGUGAAGUACGCGGUGAAAGGAGACCCUGCGCUUAAUCUGAUCAUAAAACACACAUACAGAGAUGUUUGUUUCUUCCUCCCGAUGCAUACUCUUUUCCAGUUGCACAAAAUUGUUAGCACGUCCAAAAUGUGGAGAGCGUUUCAGUUCUUCUCAGCUGGGACACCCAGAAAGACGAAACAAUAUGGUGAAGCAACACAGGGCAGGAAAAAAGAAAAACAACCUCAUCUUUCAUACCACUUUAAGAUAUCUUUUGCUAACCUCAAUGUUCAUUUGUUGUCUGCUUGUACCUACCUUAUGGAUGAUGUUAAAGAGAGUGGAGAUCAGAUUCUAUACGAUAUGAGCCUCAUGAAGGAGAAAGCGAGACGUGACUACACCAGUGGACGCAUCGAAAGUGGUGAUAAAAGAAAAGCAAGCAGAGCUAAGCACGAGAGGGAAGACAAGCACAGAGUGUUUGGUCAGGAAAGAACAAGAGAGUUGCAUAAAAGGAAAAGGGAAGCCUCUUUUUUCACUGUAACACAGAAACGGGACAAAGGAAAGAAAGAAUACAUUUAUGUGAACCCCCCGGAGAGAAGGAUAUUCCUGUACGAUUUGGUCCUCAACACCAGUGUGAAGGUGGACGUGGAGAAAAAAAAAACGAGAAGGAAGAGAGCCAUUCGGAGGAAUGACCACCACAUGCAGGGGCAGCAAUGGAAGGAGACGCAGCAAUGGAAGGAGACGCAGUGGAAGCAUGCCCCUCAGGGGGAAAAUCAAGCAAAAAUGGGAGAAGCACAGAAAGGAACCCUCGUUAACGUCAACAAGACGCACCUUAACAUAUCCAUGCUGCACCUCAGAGUUAAGUGCGGCCUCCUACACGCCCCCCUAACUACGCACUGCACGGUAAAUGUCAUGCGGGUUGAGAAAGUGGACAUCUCAACCAACCAGGGAAAGCACCACAAGGUGUACUUGAGCCUGAUUGGCGUUCGGAAAUUCUAUUUGCGGCGUUGUGGGGAAAUGGCAGCCGAGUGCAUGGAGAGGCCGCAAAAGGGGGGUACAGAUUGGAAACAUGGCGGCAGAGGUUCGAAUCGUGACAAUCCAGAUUCCCUUCAGGACGAGGACGAACCGCACAUCAGUGUCAUCCCCCUACGAGAGUUCUGCCUCUACAACGUCGUGGAGGUGAUGAACAUCCUGUGCUUCUGCACGAAAGUUAACUAUGGACUUCAUCGAGGAGAGUCGUUACACAUGAAGUUGCUGGAUAAGGGGGGGAAGAAUCUGCCACCCAGACUUUUCACACCCAGUUUCGCAUCCCUGAAUGAGAACAACAUAUCAGAAGGAGCAGCAUCGGAAGAAGGGAUCACCACGCUGAAGCGGACUGCUUCCUUUUCCUUCAUCUCGAAGUGGAACAGUACCGGGCGGGGUUUGGCUAGCCCCCUUACUAGUAACUCCCUCUCCAAUUUGGCACCAUCAAGGAAGGGCAAGCCUUAUGGGAGAACCCGCAAGGGGAAUGCCCCAUUUGGGUUGGGAAGCGGAGGAAGGGAUGCGCCCAUCCAGGCGAAUGAAGCGAUCCAAGCGAAGCAAGCAGACCAGGUCAACCAGGCCAUCCAGUCUCAGAAGACGAACCAACCGAACGAACCGCUUAUUACUAACCGUAGGAAUGACGCAGGCAAAAUGGUCAGCGGAGUUAUCACUCCUCAGGGUAAAGACACCCACGUAAGGAGUUUCAAAGCUGAUCAGGACGGGAGAAAAACCGCUCCGCGCUCAAAAGUGCAAGUGACGAAGAAUUGCGCAAGCCUAAUUGUUAGCAGCGUGUCCAUCGGCGUGAACAACAACGACCUGCUGAUAUUGAAGUUUCUGGUGGAGGAUUUGGAGACCCUCGGGAGGAAACUCCGGCAGGGGAAGGUGUACACGUGCAGGUACAGCUACCGUGGGGUGGUGAUCUCGUCCAAGUUCCGCAAGGGGGGAACCAAUAGUGGAAGUAAGCGCCGCAGUCAGCACCGCAGUACGCGUGGUGGGAAGAUGGCUGGUCAGCCGCUCACACGAACGACAAACAAGCUUCACAUCAACGUGGACGCGAUGAAGGUGUCUUUCCUAACUCUGGGGUACGUGCACGAGCUAUUCUCCAUAAACAGUGUGAAUAAUCAGCUGACCCUGGGAAGCAGACGCCGAAAGGGGAAGACCAGAAAGAUACAGGCUGUCCUAAACAUGAAGCAGAUGAAUGCACUCUCCAUAGACGUAAAACAUUUGAAGAACUUCUUAUUUAAAAACUCGAGGAAAAUCUCCUUUGUCGAUUCAUUCGAUCUGUCAGUGCAUUUCAAUAUGGAUGAGAAAAAGAGAAAGAAGCUCUGGAUGUAUAUAAAAAAUGACGUCCACAUGUUUAUCAGAAGAGAGAUAAUAAAUUUGAUCUUCCUAUUCAGAGACCAUUUUUCUCAUUUGCACUUCGCCUACCAUGAGUGUAUACUCUCCAGUCAGGUCAGUAACGAGAAGAUCAAGACAGUUAGGGACCUGCGCAAUUUUGUUUCCUUCCAAAAUAAGUUCAACAAAGAAUUCGUCAUCAUAAAAAAUUACACUCCGUAUAACUUGGCCUACGAGUAUGAAGGAAACGUUGGGAUGGUGAAGAAGAAUCAGGACAGCAUCAUUCUGUGUGCCAAUUUGUUCUUCCUCCUCAUUUAUACGGUUGACGAUUCCAGCUUGAGGAGGAAGAUUUUUCUCAAAGGGAACAACUACCUCUCAGGAGGGAGCCACAACAAUGGUGAUCACUACGGAUCCCACUUUGGAAAACCCUACACACACCCCCAGAUGCAGCAGGAUCCACACCAUAAGAAGACACUUAAUGAGAAGAGCUACCUCCACGUCGACGUGGGCAUCCAUGACAAUAAGAAGUGUAUAUACGUGUAUCCCUAUUUUUUUGUGAAAAUCCUAUUCGAUGAGUACCUCAAGCGAGACGCUUCUGCAAUCGUGAGGGGAUCCAUUUUGGGGAACAACAACCCCCCAAGGGGACAAGAAAAAAAAAAAAAAAAAUUCCUCCAUUUGAAGUUAAAAUUCAUUAAGGCCAACACGAUUAACACGUGCGUGGUGAAGGACAACCAAACUUCCUUCAGCAUCCCCUUUCAUUUUAUAAAACGGUGCGAAUUCAUCCAACUUGUGGUGAAGAUGCACAAGGAUAAGCUCUACGUGAGUAACAAAAUGAGAUACUCUCAGUUUUUGAAGCUCCGAAGGUAUUUCUUUAGGGACAUUCACGACGGCGUCCAUGUGCUGUACUGCAGCUUCUUCUUUUUGGUGAGGAAGCGGAGGAGCGGAGGGGCGGAAAAGACGAGCGGCGAGACGGAACAGACGAACCCCAUGAGGAGGAUGAAAAUAGAAGGGGCAGAGGUAAAAGGGAUACACUUAAACGAAACAGGGGUAAACGGCGUCCACUUCAACCAGGCACACCUGCCGCGGAAUGCCCCAGUGCAUCCCGCCAGUCGAGGCGACGCAGAAGAAGCCAAGUACUCCAAAAUAUUCAGCGUCGUGCAUCUCCUAAAAAAAAACCUACAUGUCGUGUCUAUCCAAAAUUGCAUGAAGAUAAUUAACCUGACCCCAUUCAAUAUCAAUGUGUUGUUAAAGAGAGAAAAGGGAAGAAUCAAAACGUACAGCUUACGCAGUUUCGACUGUGUGAAUGUAUAUCACUUUUGCUUUCUCGACAAUCUCAUUCUUAACUUCAGUCUGUCAUUCUAUCGCCAGUGGAUAAAGUUUCUUAAGGUAAACAAUAAGGCAUAUUUUGCACGCGCGGAAGUGAAACAGGAUUUUUUCGCUCCAGCAAACAGAGGUGAAAUUCGACAAGGCAGAACCACCCCCGGUAGUGACAGCCAAACAGAACACCACUCAAGUGUAAAAGCUCUCCCCAAAAUUGUCUUCUUUGAAAUCGUCAAAUUUCACGGCCUCUACUUUGUUAUCUACAUAUACAUGCACGAACAGAAAUAUAACAUAGCCAUCGUCAGCAAACACAACAUUAUGAAUUACACCAGAAACGUCCUGCAGUAUUAUUUGCUGAAUGACGAGGAGGAUUGUCUGGACGAUCUGAACUUCCAGUGCGAAGUAAAGAAGUAUAGUCUGAAAGAAACGUACACUGCACUGAAGGAAGAUUUGCUUCUGCUUUCACCGGUGAUGCAAAGGAAAGUCAUCACGAUCAACAGGGAUGUUUUAAAAAUAGAAGAGAGGGGAAAGAAAUGGAAAAAGGAAGACAAUGAAAAGGAAGACAAAGAAAAGGAUAAACACAGGGACAAUGACAGUGACAACAACGAACGGUGUAUUAAAAACUACUGCUUCAACCACCGCUUCACUCUUAAUAGCUACAACAGAACGAUGAGCAACGACUCCGUCUCCUACGAAAUAAAUAAGUCCUACACGAAGGUGAUACAGCUGAACGAGGAAUACGUCACGGUGCGUGUUCACUACUUUCACUUCCACUGCUUCGGCAUUUCUUUUAUUCAAUUUUUUCCCUACCUCGUUUUGGUCAACCUGACAAAGUACACCUUCGAUGUGAAGUGCAAGCCGCACGAUGCAGUGGAGGAGGGCCAGCGGCAGAGACAGCGUCAGAGACAGCGUCAGGGACAGCAACAGGGGCAGCAGCAGUCAGAGCUUCUAUACAACUCCAACCAAAGCGACGACUUAAAUUUCAGCGAACACUCCUCCUUUUCCCCUACGAGCGAGGAGGACUCCGGGUUUGACCUGGGGGGGAGCAACAGACCAAUUGCACAUUAUGAAGGAAGCAGCUACCUGGGAAAAAUCGCCGCCAUCUUUGACGAAGAAAAGGUGGACAACAGACUCCCUGACCGCACCAACCUUCUGGACAGCAUGAGCGUGCAGGAGCUAAACAUAAAGAACAAAAGUGCGUGGGACUUUGUCAGCCUGAAAAUAAGGCAGCAGGGGGGGGGAGGAGGCGAGAUGCUCCUCGGCGAUGUGCCGCUCGAAGAAGCAGCGGAGAAGAAACUGGAACGGAACGUCUCGCUCAAUUCCGCAGUGAACCGCCCAGACAGCGCCAAACUUGUUAACUACGCGCGAGCGCUGAAAAUGUUAACCCGGAAGACACACGAGAGGAAGGACAUCCCUCGAGUAGUGAAGACAAAACACGUAAGGGGGAGGUACAUACGGAUCCACAAGAACUGCGACACGUACUUUUACACGUACAAGUACGCACAGAUUUACACGAAGAAUAAACAACACCUGACCGUGGUGAAGGAGAAGCUCUUUCACAUCGUCACUAUAGAGAAGGACAAAACGUAUUACGUUUUUAUUAAGGGAAUUCCACGCGUGUCGGGGCACGUAGAGGGGCGGACCAGUGAACCGCUUAAACGGGGUAGCAGUGAGCCCGUUGGGGGAAUCCACCCGAGGAGGGAACUUCCCGCAAGAAGAAAACUCAACAGGUGUGAUAAUAACGAUGAUGGGAGAGAUGUGAUGGAGCGUACUUCUUGGGAAGGGGAGGAAGAAGACAGAGGAGCGACCCCCAUGGAGGAGGCCCCCCGUGUGGAAGAAGCCCCCCAUGUGGAGGAUUCCCCCUUUGGAACACUCCCCUCAGGCGAGUACGAGCGCUCUCUGCACGCAUACAACCGCUUGACCAGAAUGAACAUCGACCUGGUUCCAUUCACGAAGAAGAACACGAUGAGACGAAUUUUCAAACAAUACAAAGAGAAGAUAAACGAACAGGUGAACAAAAAGGGGAGCAUCCACAUAUACAACAAUCUAGACGUCCCCUUCUUUAUCAACCCAGCCCAAAGCAGACACCUAUUUUUUGUAAAGAGGAAAUACAUCCACUUCAAGGAUGAGAAAUGCCUUUUUUUUUUUUUCCCAAAAUUCGUACUAAUAAACAAGACGUUACAAUUGUUACUAAAGCUGGGAGAUGACACGCCGAUCAGAAAAUACCACUCCGUCAGGAAGUACCUCCAUUUGGUGAAGACUGCGGAGAUGGAUCAGAAUUUCCACGUGAUGAAGUUCUCCUUAGUUUGCAAUCUCAUUUCGUCCUUUUCCUUUUCCUUUUUUCUCUUCAAGAGGAGGAAAGUUAGGGGGGUCGGCCCCUCCACUGGAAGAGGAGAAGAAGAAACGCAUAUGGUGUAUUACGAACUGUACCUUGUGAAACACCACUGCGAUAUUGUGCUCAACAAAAAUAAUGAAGUCAACAUAAUUGUGAAUGGAUCCAGAGAGUGCCAAUUUGUGAAGAAGGUAUUCUCGCUGGAUUAUUGUUUCGACUUCCUAAAAUGGAAAAAUAACAUCAUAGGGGAGUGUCCAAGUGUGCCGCCAUCCAACCGGGAUGAUACGAAUCGAAGACUUCCGCUCAUGGAAGACACAAAAGGGGUCAUCUAUAUAAACAACCUCUACGGACUGACCGAAAAUGACCUGAUCAACGUUAAAAUCUUCAUUAAAAGCGUUAAUCUGUUGCUGACCUUUGAGGACGUAUCGAGGGAGCCCAUUGCCCCUAUGCAUAUGAAUCAGAAAAUACACUUUAGCAAAAUUUUCUUCAACUUUUACACCUUCCAGUGCCUCAAUAGGAAAUCCCUGGCGCGGAGGAAGCGAUGCAUAGGGUUCUGCGAGGUGGGGAGGCAGUCGAAGCACAGGCAGCAAAGGGAACCACAACCAAAGGAACGACAGCCGAAGCAGCCGCAGCGAUGGGGGAUGCAGCCGCCUCGCGGCAGGGAGUUGGUGGACGGGAAGUCCUCCCCAAGUCGGGCCAGCGAUGACGGUAACGGUAAUGGUAACCGUAACGACGUGGUAGCAUUGUCCAACUGGAGUGCUACUCGGGGAAAGGAGGGACCAAACGGGAAGUGCGCUGAUAUAGUCGCUAUGGACGAAUCAUCCUCCGUCGCCUUGUCCGAUGUGCCGGGUGAAUGGGGAGAGAGCUCACUAAGGAGAAGAAGCAAAAUUGUCAAGAGGCUACUCAGAAGAGGCAGGCCAGAAUAUCUAACGAGGAUGAAGACAAACACGACUAGCCACAUGGAAGGAAAAAACUAUACUCUCACAAAAAAAAAAAACAUUACAAAGAUUUACGACGUCUACCGAUUACUCAAGAGUAGGCUGUAUUGCCAGUAUACCUCCCACCUGUUCUUUAGUUACGUGAAGAACGUCCAUCUGUACAGGCAGUUGUUUGAUUUGUUACGAAGCAACGUCCAUGUGGUCAGUAUGAGUUUUUCCGAUUUUUACCAGAGAGUAUUUAUCCUUAUUGAUAACAUCCGUGUGAGUAAAGAAGACGAGGGGGGUGAGAAGAAAACCUUCGAAGGAAACAGCCACACCAUUCUUACUAAGUACAAUAAUGAGGAAAGCUUCAUCAGCGUUAAUAUCGACAUGCUAAAACAGAGGAUUAUGAAAUAUAAGCAUAUUUAUAACAGCCUGAACAUCGUGCAUGCUUGUUGUCACUUGGAGAGAGCGCGCGGGGGGAGAAGGAGGAAGCGGGGCAACCAAAGAAACAGCAGCAGGCAGGGACAGACCAGCGAGUGGGUUGCCCCCUCAAAUGGGCUCUCCACGAACAGGGGGAAGAUAACCCACUUAGCGGAAGAGACCAACACAAGAAGAGUCACCUUCUCCGAAAGGAACGCUGCACGUAUUGCGAACUCGAACAAUUUUGCCAAGAAUAGGGCACACGCGCUACUGUACAGUGCAUACUAUUUUUAUAAGAGGGGGAAGGACUCACGGGGAAGUUCCUUCGAUAGGGACGCCUCCAACCGUGGUAACAACACCGCUACCCCUGGUGAUGCCUCUAACCCUGGUGCGACGAGCCACCAGAUAAACAACCUCGUCCAGUUCAUCGAGCAGAUAAAGGAGCAGAAGCUGCGCAGGAGUCGAAGGGAAAUCAUAAAGAACCUAUCGAUCGAAAUCGCAAGUCUGAGUCUUACCCUGGACUAUAACUACUUCGUUAACAUCGUGCCUCUUUGCUACGACUACCUGUGCAGGCAGUGGCGGCACUACAGGUUUGUGGGCCCUGAGGAGGGGGCGAGGAUAAACCACAGCAAUAAUGGCAGCCACAGGAGGCAUAGUAGCCAUGACGACCAUGUGCUGCAGCUGCUGCUUGAGGCGGAAAGCCUCAACCAAUUCGAGCCAUUCGCCUACUCGCGCUGCCUGUCUAUACCGACGAACGAAAGAAGAGGGAACUUCCUCCUGUACAUAUAUAACCUGGACAUAAAAAAGACGAAGAUCUACAUUAACGUAAAUUAUCUGCUCAAGUUAUUGCUGACAAAAAAUUUCCUCAUGAACAUAUCAGCCAUCAAAAUAAAAAAUAAAAAAAAAAAAAACAUACAAUAUAUUUUUAAGAAAAUAAAAAAAAUCUAUUUUUACAAUUAUAUGAGCAUUCUUUUUUAUCUUCUCAAAAAUAUAAACAUAUCGGAACAUUCCUCUUCCACGACGUUAAAUUUGCUGUCUUUUGUGGAGAGUUUUUUAAAAAACAACAUGCAGUUACUCAGCCCGUUAAGUAACCUAUACAGCAUUGUUGUCACGUUGAGACACAAGUGUGAGCAUCAGCUGGAGCAUAGCAGUAAAGCAGGAACGAGCAUUAACCACGAUACAGAUUAUUCAUUAAAUAAAUACAUGAAUCCUUUUUUCCACUUCGAAUCCAAUCGGGGACUUUUAAUUUCAUCGAGACAUUAUCAUCAAUACUAUUCGCAGCAAAGAGAAAACAGGACCAGUGACUAUCUAAAAAUCUUCUUCUCCUUUAGCUACCCAACUUUUUUCUGGAAAAGGAUUUUUACGAGUCCCUUUUCGAAGGAGCAGCAGCAGCGUAGCGGCACUGUCAUGCAGAAGACACUCCUGGACAUGCUCAGCCGAGGCCCCCCAGGGGAUGAUGCCCUCCUACAGCGUCCUGCUGAAGCGGCAGAUAGUGGCAACCCCCUGAGGAGUAAACCACACACCGUCCAAGGGGACGACAAACAGGCACGUGCACUUCAGCGGGGGACCCACGUCCCACCAGGAACACCCCAAGGUGAAGCAACGGAACCACGACACACGAAGGAGGAAGCGGACCGACCCAAGCAUAAGAAGAAGAAACCGAAAAGGAAAAAAAAACGAGACAUCCAAAAUAUAACGCACAUAUCGUUUACGCACAAUCUAAACAUAAGGAAGUGA